AUCACCUGGAUGGAUUGGUCAGACGAGAAAGCGUGUCCGGCUUCUCCGCGCCCGGCCGGCCUCCAUAUAUACUACUCUCCCUCUUGUAGUCUUGCGCCUCUCCUUGGUUCCACACGCCUAGCUAGCUAAGCACGACAGGCUCCAGCGCAGCAAGCGACGCGACGCCAUCGACUGCGACUGGUCGAGGAUGUGCUGCGGCGACGGCGAGUGCCGGCCCCUGGGGUGGCUGCUGGGCCUGCCCUUCGCGCUCCUCGCCGUCAUCGUCUCCUUCGUCGGCGCCAUCAUCUGGAUCAUCGGGCUGCCCAUCUCGUGCAUCUGCCCGUGCUGCCUCUGCGUGACGCUGCUGCUGGAGGUGGCGGUGGAGCUCGUCAAGGCGCCGCUCCAUGUCAUGACCUGGUUCACCUCCAAGAUACCCUGCUGAUGAUAAGUCCACAGCUAGCACAGGACAGUAGAGAUCGAUCAUCCUGCUCUGCUUUGCUUUUGUGGAUUCAUCGGCACUCGUGUGGUGUGCGUCGUCCACGGAUUUCUCGCUCGCUGUAUAUUCGUAUCACCGGCCGGUUGAUUUGUUUGAUUCGUCUUGAUACUUUGGUGGAUUCUGCGAUUCAUUUCCAGAGAUUUGUUGACUCUACUUUUGUGAUCGACGAGUAAUGCUAGUACGUACUAUUGUUCUUGA
Messenger RNA from Panicum virgatum (switchgrass), 673 nucleotides. Its product is annotated as signaling peptide TAXIMIN 1-like. Lineage: Eukaryota; Viridiplantae; Streptophyta; Magnoliopsida; Poales; Poaceae. The record is from RefSeq and is a predicted model, not a curated record. The transcript is spliced from 2 exons. The coding region runs from base 188 to 421 and encodes 77 amino acids.